Suillus paluster is the source of this 927-nucleotide messenger RNA. RefSeq lists its product as uncharacterized. Bases 1 to 927 code for a protein of 308 amino acids. Lineage: Eukaryota; Fungi; Basidiomycota; Agaricomycetes; Boletales; Suillaceae. The record is from RefSeq and is a predicted model, not a curated record. The transcript has 3 exons.
AUGCAUGCGACUCUCGACGAUCUGCCGCCUGAGAUCUUACUCGCCGUUAUCGCAUACACACUAUCUGGUGAAUCCGCCCCAAGCAAUAUACUGUGCGUCAACCACCAAUUCCGCAAUGCCGGCGUGGAAUGGCUUUACAGGAACCUCCGCUUUCACUCUCCAGAGCAGCUGAAGCUUUUUGCCCAGACAAGUGAGAACGUGGGGGUGGUCCCACGCUCAGUGACGGUCGAUCUGACGGGCAAGUAUGCGAGAUCAGACAUCUGGCAAUAUCUCCGCGAGGCAUUGCACAGGUGCGAUGGUACUGAGAAACCGGGACUAGGACAGAAGCAGAUCUUACUAGAAACCCUUUGUCUGAGACUCCAUUCAUACGCACAGGAUACCAGCCACCAUUUGUUCGAAGAGGCGUUGUCUGCUGCCAAUCCCCGAAUCUUUCGGUGGACCGGACCCGACCCUAACCACCACUUCUCCACUGCAAUCGUCGCCCCUGUAGCACGCCGUCUAUGUAGAAUAUUUGGCACCUGGUCAAACAUUCAAGAUAUCACGGUCACCAACAUCGCCUUUUCGUCCGAACUUUCGGACGUUGACGAUUUGGUGGCGCCAUUACUCCCAGAGAUUUCCGGUCUUCGCAACCUCUACGUGGGUCAGGCAACGUUCCUGAGUACAGGGUCUGUUGCGGCGCUUUUCUGUAUCAAUAGAAUGGCGAGCCUGGAGAGGGUAAGGCUCGUGGAUGCCUACUGCGAGAGUAUCUGGGGGUCCAGAAUUCGAAGAUCGGAUAUCGAGAAGGCAGCACAAACCAUUAUGCUUCUUCAGGACGCGGUGCAGUACGAAGGUGUACUUUUACGCAUUCGGAACCUACUUACAUGUGAAAAGAAGACGGAGCGAAUCAUUGGAGGUGAUCGGGUGGAGGGCAGUAUCUUCCUGGUUUGA